This is a messenger RNA of Eptesicus fuscus (big brown bat), 6560 nucleotides long. RefSeq names its product ring finger protein 14 (gene RNF14). The record is from RefSeq and is a predicted model, not a curated record. Gene Ontology annotation, cellular component: ubiquitin ligase complex; cytoplasm. Gene Ontology annotation, molecular function: ubiquitin conjugating enzyme binding; zinc ion binding; ubiquitin protein ligase activity. Gene Ontology annotation, biological process: ubiquitin-dependent protein catabolic process; protein polyubiquitination; positive regulation of proteasomal ubiquitin-dependent protein catabolic process. NCBI's taxonomy places the organism in Eukaryota, Metazoa, Chordata, Mammalia, Chiroptera, Vespertilionidae. The coding region runs from base 2638 to 4065 and encodes 475 amino acids. The transcript is spliced from 8 exons.
AACAGGGUGGGCUGAAUCCAGAUGUAGUUAGGUAUUAGCUGUAUGGCCUUGGGCCGGGAAAGGACUUAAAAUGCCAUUUUUCUCAUCUGUGUAAUGGAAAUAGUGAUAGGACUUGCUUCCUGGGUUGUGGGACUCUAACAGGAGUUAAUGCAUUUAAAGGGCUUACACACGGUAAGAGCUCACCAAGUAUUAACUGUUCUUGCUGGUUUGGGUUAUUAUUGUUGUGUUUGAGUUAUUGAUAUAAGAUUUUUUUAAAUUGAAUUUAUUGGGGGGUGAUAUUGGUUUACAAAACCAUACAGGUUUCAAGUGCCCAGCUCAAUAAAACAUCGUCUGCACACUGCAUCACCUCAAGCAAAGUGUUCGUCCCCAUUUCCUCCCCUUUGCCUACCUCCAUGUUCUUGCUUCUAGUGGGAUGUGGCAGAGCAGUUACUGAACUGUAUGAUUCUGGCUCCCCAUUUCAGCACACUGCAUCUCACUCCAAUUCACUUCUAAUUUUUUCCAGUGUCUAAUGCAAGGCACUGCCAGAUGCUGAGAACAAUACACACACGCAAAAGACUUGAUUCUCACCCUUAAGGAACGUAUGCAGUCUGGUAGGUGAGAAAGUGCAAACUAUUGUAACGCAAGGUGGGCUUCAGCCCCCCAGACAUUGUCACAGGAAAGUUAUAUUUAAAAAGUUUGCUGGAUUUUUAGACAGGCACGACAUCUAAUUAGAAAUUUCUACAUAGACUAGGGGCUUUGGAGGUGGGUCUGGAAGGCUAAGUGGAUAGAAUCAAAGGGAAAUGUAGGUCAGCGACCUGAAUUAAAGAACUGGGACCCCCAUGGCAGCUUCAGAAGCUGGGGUGUGGUGGGGUAGAUCAUGAGGAACAGUUGAUGGGAAACUGCGUGGAGUAGAUCUCAAUCCUGGCUGCACAUAAGAUCACUGAUAUCUGAUUUAACUGCUCAGGUGGCUCUAAUGUGCAGACAUUAUGGAGCAAACUAACCUAAAACCAGAAACUAUAAAUUCAUCUCUCACCCCAUUUGUAAGUAUUUAAAUAGGAAGAAACAGCUUAAUUAUGUUAAGCUUAAUUACUACAUCUGGUAAAAUUGUUUAAAAUUAAAUAAUGUCAUUUGAAAGGACUUAAUACAGUACAUAGUAGGUGCUCAAUAAAUGUAAAUUGAUUCUGAAUUUCAUUUAUAGCUUAUUUGAGAGUCAUACAUCUGAGAAUCUGUUUUUAAAAUUAUGGUUUCAUAUCAUACUUUUGCAUAUAAUUUUGGGGUGUUCAUAGGAUUCUCCAUAACUUAUCUAUGGGCCCUUCACCCUCACUCCCAGCUCAGAAGCCUGGCUCUAAAGCAUUUAUUUUUUAUUUGUUUAUUUUAUUUUAUUUUUUAAUAUAUUUUUAUUGAUUUCAGAGAGGAAGGGAGAGGGAGAGAGAGAUAGAAACAUCAAUGAUGAGAAUCAUUGACCGGCUGCCUCCUGCAUGCCCCCAACUGGGGAUGGAGGCCACAACCUGGGCAUGUGCCCCUGACUGGAAUUGACCCUGGGACCCUUCAGUCCCCAGUCUGACGCUCUAUCCACUGAGCCAAACCAGCUAGGGCUCUAAAGUAUUUAGCAUGAACUUAGCCUUUCCUCGCUACCCUGAGGGGGCCCAUACAGCGUUGCUCUUGGUUCCCACGCAAUUUAAAGGGAAACUUUCACAAUAUCCAAAGCCCUUGGUUUCCUGCAAAUAAAGGAGGAGGAUGUCCUCAAACUCUUUGCAGCAGGAACCCACUGAGGUGGCACCAAUCUUGACUUCCAAAUGGAACAGUACAUCUACUAAAGGCAAAGUGAUGACAUUUGCAUCAUAAAUCUGAAGAGAACCUGGGAGAAGCUUUUGCUGGCAGCUGGUGCCAUUGUCACCAUUGAAAACCCCGCUGAUGUCAGUGUCAUAUCAUCCAAGAACACUGGCCAGUGAGCUCUGCUGAAGUUUGCUGCUGCCAUUGGACCCACUCCUAUUUCUGGGCACUUCACUCCUGGAACCUUCGCUAACGACAUCCAAGCAGCCUUUGGAGCCAAGACUUCUGAUCCCAGGGCUGACCACCAGCCUCGCACAGAGGCGUCUUCUGUUAACCUGCCCACCAGUGCUCUGUGUAACAUAGACUCUCCUCUGUACUAUGUGGACAUUUCCAUCCCUUGUAACAACAAGUGGGCUAACUCAGUGGGUCUCGUGGUGGAUGCUGGCCCGGGAAGUUCUUCGCAUGCAUGGCAACACCUCCCGUGAACACACAUGGGAGGUCAUGCCUGAUUUUUACUUCUACAGAGAUCCUGAAGAGAUUGAAAAGAAAGAGCAGGCUGUGACCCACGAGACAUUUCAGAGUGAAUGGCUGUUCCAGCUCCCGAAUUCACUGCUGCUCAACCUGAGGUCGCAGACUGGUCUGAAGGCGUGUAGGUGCCCUCUGCCUAUUCAGCAGUUUCCUACUGAAGACAAGUGCUCAGCUUGCCACUGAAGGCUGGUCCGCAGCCACCACUGCUCAGGCCACUGAAUGGUUAGGAACAACUACUGAAUGGUCUUAAGCUGUUCUUCCACAAACUCUUAACAGAAUGGAAAUAAGGUUGACAGAAAAUAAACAGUUUCUAAAACAAAAGUUUGCCUGUGUGCAUGUGUCUCCUCAGAAAAUUAAAUGUCGGCAGAAGAUCGAGAAGCUCAGGAGGAUGAAUUGCUGGCCCUGGCGAGUAUUUAUGAUGGAGAUGAAUUUAGAAAAGCAGAGUCUGUCCAAGGUGGAGAAACGAGGAUCUAUUUGGACUUGCCACAAAAUUUCAAGAUAUUUGUGAGCGGCAAUUCAAAUGAGUGUCUCCAGAAUAGUGGCUUUGAAUACACCAUUUGCUUUCUGCCUCCACUUGUGCUGAACUUUGAACUGCCACCAGAUUAUCCAUCCUCCUCCCCACCUUCAUUCACACUUAGUGGCAAAUGGCUGUCACCAACUCAGCUGUCUGCUCUCUGCAAGCACUUAGACAACUUGUGGGAAGAACAUCGUGGCAAUGUGGUCCUGUUUGCCUGGAUGCAGUUUCUUAAGGAAGAGACCCUAGGGUACCUGAAUAUUGUCUCUCCUUUCGAGCUCAAGAUUGGUUCUCAGAAAAAAUUGCAGAGAAGGACGGCUCAGGCCUCUGGCAACACAGAGCUAGAUUGUAGAGGAGCAGCUGGAUCUGCUGUAGACCAAGAGGAAGUUGUGGAUGAGAGAGCCGUGCAGGAUGUGGAAUCAUUGUCCAAUCUGAUCCAGGAAAUCUUGGACUUUGAUCAAGCUCAGCAGAUAAAAUGCUUUAAUAGUAAAUUGUUCCUGUGCAAUAUCUGUUUCUGUGAGAAGCUGGGUAGUGAAUGCAUGCACUUCUUGGAGUGCAGGCAUGUGUACUGCAAAGCUUGUCUGAAGGACUACUUUGAAAUCCAGAUCAAAGAUGGCCAAGUUCAAUGCCUCAACUGCCCAGAACCCAAGUGCCCUUCAGUGGCUACUCCUGGUCAGGUCAAAGAGCUAGUAGAAGCAGAGUUAUUUGCCCGUUAUGAUCGGCUUCUUCUCCAGUCUACCUUGGACCUGAUGGCAGAUGUGGUGUACUGCCCCCGUCCAUGCUGCCAAUUGCCUGUGAUGCAGGAGCCUGGCUGUACCAUGGGCAUCUGCUCCAGCUGCAAUUUUGCCUUCUGUACCUUAUGCAGAUUGACCUACCAUGGCGUCUCUCCAUGUAAGCUCACUGCAGAGAAAUUAAUAGACUUACAAAAUGAGUACCUGCAAGCAGAUGAGGACAAUAAAAGAUUUCUGGAACAGAGGUAUGGUAAGAGGGUGAUUCAGAAGGCACUGGAAGAAAUGGAAAGUAAAGAGUGGCUAGAAAAGAACUCAAAGAACUGCCCAAAUUGUGGGACUCCCAUAGAGAAAUUAGAUGGAUGUAACAAGAUGACAUGUACUGGUUGUAUGCAGUAUUUCUGUUGGAUUUGCAUGGGUUCUCUCUCUAGAGCAAACCCCUAUAAACAUUUCACUGAUCCUGCUUCCCUGUGUUUUAACCGGUUGUUCUAUGCUGUGGAUGUUGAUGAAGAUAUCUGGGAAGAUGAGAUUGAAGAAGACUAGUUCAUUCCUACUGCUCCAGAUGUGGAAGUGAAAUGGUUUGCCCUAAUCUUUUGCUGAGUAUACAAAGUAACUUUGCAGGAUAUUUCGGGUUACCAUUCAUUCACUCUUCCAAUGUAGAAUAUGAGGAGAACGAGGUUUACAUUUUCAUGUGGCACUACUGACUAAGGCACAUUCAUACAUUUUUCAGUGUAACAUAAUGGAGAAAAUUACAAGCCAAAGGUUCAUAAAAUGAAAACUAAGGCAUAUUAAAUAUUACCGUAUUCCCAAAACUCUGAAUAGUUAAAAAUUUAAAUAUUUAUUUUCUUCCCCAAGCUUUAAGUAAGGAGAAGGGGUCAAGAGUUCAACUUAUAGACCCUUUUAUCUCUGAGAAGCAUCCCUUUAAACUUCUGUGGGAGUCUCCUUACGGCUGGGUGGUUAGAAGCCUUAUUAAAAUUGUACCAAGAGCCUGAUCUUACUCCAUGUUACAUUCCUUCCAACCUAAAUUUUUGCUAAGUUCUUUUUGGAGGGAGCCCUUUAUAGCUGAUUGGAUGGCCCAGUGCCAUUUUGGUCUACUGCUUUUCAGAAUAGAAAUUUAUAAUUUAAAAAAUAUUAUAUAAUACCACAAAUAAUGUGGGUCACCUGAUACUGCUUUACAGAAUAGAAAUUUAUGAUUUAAAAAAUAUUCUAUAAUACCACAAAUAAUGUGGGUCACCUGAUACUGCUUUUAAGAAUAGAAAUUUAUAAUUUAAAAAAUAUUCUUUAAUACCACAAACAAUGUAGGUCACAGAUAUACCAGGUGAUGUAUAGUUCACUGAUUUUGAGUCAAGUCUAUUAUUUAAUGACACUGGCUCAGAAGAAUUUCAGUGCUGUUCAGCUUUCCUGAGCAGUAGAGCCUAAAUUCAAAACAACUUGUCUUUGCCACCUUUCAUUCUACAUUCUCUCUUUUACCCUCACCCAGCCUUCUGUUGGUAAGGACAAUUUUAAUAUCAACUCCAUCAGCUCAUAUUUUUAUUUCUAUUGCUGGAAUAAGAGAAAGCCUAAUAUAUUCAUUCCCAAGCUGAACAAGCUGAGCUUCCAAUUAUGUGCUUUUUGAACUCCACACUACUGUAGUUCAGUCCUAACUUUCUAAAUUCUUUUUAUAGGUCUUCUCUAAUGUGCUUUGGGAUUUUGGUUUCCCACCUAUUUUUUGCAACAGCACUGUUUUGGAGGAUAAUUUUGGCUUGCCUAGAUCCCUAUUUCAGGGUUUUGUUGGCUUUUUGAAAAAUUGUCUUUCCUUUUGGUUUGGUGAGUGGUUUGGUAGCAAAAUAAGAUUUUUUUGAAAAAGGGCAGAAUUCAACUGCAGCUAUGAAAAUGUUCUUUUUUCCUACCUUGUCACCGAAAAUUGGGGAAUCAUUUUUAACCAUUUUAUGUGUGUGUAUCCAAAGAGUCAGCAGAGACUAUUUCUGGAUUGUCAAUGAGGAUGCUUAAUCUUAAAAAUAAAAAUAAUUUAAAAUUGUCUUAUAAUUAUAGCAGAGUUGCUGAUAAGUGUUCUGUUGCCAAAGUUUGUAAAGUUUUAUUUUUGAGGCAUGAGUUAUGAGCUAUCUUUAAGAUGGUGAAGUUUUGGGUAGAGUACUUUUGUCUCUGAGUAUAAUGAAAAUUGGGGUAACCCCCUGAGUGCCCUAGAAAUAAUUACCUUGUUAAAGAUUGGUAUAUCAAGAAAGUACAUGAACAGAGGAGUAUUGUACAUAAUUUAAUUUCAUGAAGGCCAUUUUUACAAGUGGACAGAGAUUUACCAUAAAUUGACAUGAACCUCAUGAGUCCUUUUGGUGAGAGUGAGAGAGCAGAGGGUCCCUUUGCAGACUGUCAGUUCAUCCUGCCCAAAACUAGUUUGAAGAAGCCACAUCUCUUGAUUUUAUGUAAAAGGUUUGGAUGUAGAACUGAUAAAUGAAAAUAAGUUACUGAAUGACUUUUUAAGUCAAAAUAGAGGUUUUGUGACAUUUUAAGCUUGUGCUUGAACAAAUUUAAGAGCCUGCCUUUGUCAGUUGAGAUGCAUCUUGUCCCACUUAUUUUUUUAAGUAAUGUUUUUAACUUAAAAUAAAUAUACUUUAAAUACACAUCCCUUCCUGUUAAGAAUGAUAGAGAAAAGACUUGGUGGCCACAUUCCCAGACCUAUAGCAUUAACAGCAAGGUCAUUUUUUAGUUAUAGCGGGUUCUAGUUUACAUUAGACAUUAAUAUACUUACAUUUUUUUUGUUGUUAAGAGAAUUAAUCAGAUAUGGUAAUCAUAAAGCCAUUCAUGUGGCUGCCUGCUUUGGAAGGGAAUUAAAAAAUUUUGGCAAUCCCACGAAGUAGUAAUUUUGCCAUAAGCAUCACCAGCAGGUGGCAGCAGUUGCCAUGUUAUAAAAAUUGAGUAAAUGGUUAAGACUAGUAGCAUUUUAUGUCUGGUAUUUUAAUUUUCCUUAUUGUGUUUCAUUAUAGUCUGUUAUACACAUUGAUGAGUAGAAUGACAUCCUAGAUAAUAAAACCCUAAUAUGCAAA